Messenger RNA from Trichosurus vulpecula (common brushtail), 2329 nucleotides. It is a transcript of the gene BTLA, whose product is annotated as B and T lymphocyte associated. Gene Ontology annotation, molecular function: signaling receptor activity. The annotation marks the transcript as partial. The transcript has 4 exons. Lineage: Eukaryota; Metazoa; Chordata; Mammalia; Diprotodontia; Phalangeridae. Gene Ontology annotation, biological process: immune response-regulating cell surface receptor signaling pathway. Gene Ontology annotation, cellular component: plasma membrane. The record is from RefSeq and is a predicted model, not a curated record.
CUUUCAGGGCAUUCUUCCUGUUACAAACCUUUGGUUCUAAGAGGCACCACUUUUACCACUUCACCAGGGAAAUCGCUAACACUCAAUUGCCCAGUGAAUCAAUGUGGUGAGAAUCUGAAUGUGUCUUGGGUCAAGGUAAACGGAACAGAAAGCUUCCGCCUUCGGGAUGGACUUCGGGAGACUAGAUCAUGGGAUAAAGAGAAGAACUUAACCAUGUUCAGCCUGCAUUUUGACCCUGUGCUUGAAGGCGAUAGUGGCUCAUAUCUGUGUACUGUUGGCUUUACAAAAAAGUCUCUGUCUUCCAGCCACAUCAUAAAUAUCAAUGUAACAAGUGAGUAUCAGGUGGAAAGCCCAGACAUCUAUGUAACAAAUUCAACUGAAGCCCCAUUGGAACAGAGACCUGAGAAAGAAACUAGACCAUGGCUCCUUUACAUGCUUCCUUCAAUGGGGCUGCUGUGUAUACUUAUCUUUACUUGUCUUGGUCUGUUCUUCUGGCAGAGGAAGAAGCAAGCAAAACAAAAGAAGCAUCCUGAUGCCUUAGGAAGGGGAACUAACCAGGUUACUUCCCACCAGCCCUUUGGGUUCAACCAAGCUGAAGAGGGCACAAUAGAUAACUCCAUUCUACCUACACCUCUGUCUUUGUCAUCUGAAACUGUAAUUUAUAAUAAUGAUGCAUGGCCUAAGGUCCAGAUGGGGCCCAAAGUAAUUUAUUCUAACCAAGGCUCAGAGGAAAAUCAGCCUGUUAUUGUUUAUGCUUCUCUGAACCAUUCUGCCAAUGGAAUGAACUUCUUAAGGAGAGCAGAACAUAGGACAGAGCAACCUACAGAAUAUGCAUCCAUAUGUGUAAGGAAAUAAAUUUGCAUCUGGUUGCUCUUUCUUUCCCAUGGGAGAGGCUGCCUAACUUUUCAUUAACCAACUGUCUAUUGGGCAACCCAUCCAUGGGAUGUCAUUCUUUGACCUUAAACACUUCAAUGAAAUUGAUGUUCAUCCUUUGCUGGGUUUCAAGAGUCCACAUGGAGAAUACGGAACACCUCUGGAGAUUCACUGGAAAUUUCAUAGUCUCUGAUCAACCAAACUUCUUCACCUGAAAUGGAGAUCUAGACCACAGCCAGCCUUCAUACUUGGAUGGGAAAAAAAGAGAACCUUGACAUGUUUUUACCUUGUUAAAUAUUACCCAAGAGAUGUGACUGAUAAGUUAUGUUCUUUGGAGAUUUUCAUCAAGAAAUUGAGGGAAGAAAAUGAACUUUUGUUUUCAGGUUCAGUUCACUACACCCUACUUAAACAGGAGGAAUGGAAACUCCAGCUACUAACUCAGAAACAUAAUAAUGAUAGGACAUUUCAUUCCAGUAAACCUGUAAUGAUAGGUCAUUUGGUGGCAUCCCCUCAAACCUCUCCAAAAUAGAGAUUAUGGGCAAGAGCUAAAAUAAUUUCAGAUGUCACCACGGUCUAGACAGAGGUAUUCAAACUAUGGCUCAUUGACCAAAUCCAGGCAACUGCUUGUCGUUUUUUUGUACAGCCUCAGAGCUAAGAAUGUUGUGUUUUUUAACAUUAAAAAAGUUGCAGGAUUCAAACGCAGGCCUUCCUGACUCCUAAUACAAAACUCUAUACACUGCACCACCUAGGUGUCCCUUAUAUGAGUUCAUUAAUAUGUAAAACCAUACAAAUGCUUUUUCUUUUAUAGGUACUCUAUAACAAAGUGAUUAAUUUUAGGGAAGGGAUAGGAGGUAGGAAGUGUAGGGGGAAAGUCAAGGAGUAGGAACUGAAAGCAGGUGUGAGUAUAGAAAGAGUUAGUUCCUCAAACUUUUCCACAGGUCCCAGGGAGAGCUGGGCAGUUGUGACAGUCAGGGAAAGGCAUUGCUGCAGUCGUGUCUGUGGGGUCAUCGAGGACCCUGAUCUUCACCCUUCAUUGAAAGCCAUCGAGCUGAGCUCCACAGUGUGUGUGUGUGUGUGUGUGUGUGUGUGUGUGUGUGUGUGUUUGUGAUCAGCUGUCAGAUUGAUUUUCCUGAAGCACAAGUCUGACCAUGACAACUCCCUACUCAAUAAACUUCAAUGGCUCCCUAUCACCUCCAGGAUCAAAUUCUCUGUUUGGUGUUCAAAAGUUCUUCCUAACCUGCCCCUCCUUCCUCAACCUUGCCAGUCUUCUUACACCUUACAGCUCUUCCCACCCAAGUACUAUUUGAUCUGGUGACACUGGCUUCCUUGCUGCUCACUAAGCUCCACCUCCCGACUCAGGAUGUUCUGCCAUUUUCGCUGAGUGUCCACUAUCACAGGAAGGCACUCUUUCUUCAGCUCCACCCCUACAGCUUCCCUGACUUCCUUCAAGCCCCAG